AAAGUGUAAUGUCACUAGUUUUUCACUGGAGAGCGAGCAACGCGAAUGGUGCUUGGAACUGCUGUCGUUUUUGGUGGCUAGUGGUGAAAAAGUGCGAUUUGGCAGGCUACCUACCCCGUUGAAAGAGUGGCCAAUCGUCACGGUUCCGUUUCCGGGUCGAUUUGAGUGAAUACGGUCGCGAAAAAGUGCAUUUUCCGGCAGCGGGAAUUGGCAUCCGAAAAAUUGGUCCUCGGGUGAAAGAAAAUUUCUCCUCCCUCAAGCGUGAAAAAGUGGAAUCCAGCAGAAGCGGCCAAGAGCAGUGUUGUGUUGUAGAGAGCGAAAAACGAAGGAAUUGGGCUUCUGGUGGUUGUGUAUGCGUGUUUCCCCGUUGCAGUGAGAAGUGAAGAAGGAAAAGUGCGAAUUCAGCCCACCUUCGAUUCAAAGGCAGCGAAAGGCCAAAAGUGUCUCUCCCCGAAAGUCCCGUUGGAAUCUCGGAUUUAGGGGCCUGGUUUUUCUGGUGUUGGGAUCGGCCAACAGUUGUGUCUGGAAGUGCUCGGGAAGGUAUUUCACUGAAAUCCGACUUCCCAUUGGCGAGAGUGUGAGUCAAGCCGAAAGAGUAAAAGCAGAACCGAUCGGAAGAGUGAGAAGAAUCAAUCGCAGGGACAAUGUCGUCAUCCGGCGAUUUCGGCAAUCCGCUCCGGAAGUUUAAGCUGGUCUUUCUGGGCGAACAAAGUGUCGGCAAAACCUCGCUAAUCACCCGAUUUAUGUACGACAGCUUCGACAACACAUACCAGGCAACGAUCGGUAUAGACUUCCUGUCGAAAACCAUGUACCUCGAGGACCGAACGGUGAGAUUACAGCUGUGGGACACUGCCGGACAGGAGCGAUUCCGAUCGCUGAUACCUUCGUACAUUCGUGAUUCAACCGUAGCCGUAGUCGUGUACGAUAUUACAAAUGCAAACUCAUUUCACCAAACAUCGAAAUGGAUCGACGACGUCCGGACGGAACGUGGCAGUGACGUAAUCAUCAUGCUGGUGGGCAACAAAACUGACCUCUCGGACAAGCGCCAGGUCUCGACGGAGGAGGGCGAGCGGAAAGCGAAAGAACUGAAUGUGAUGUUCAUCGAAACCAGUGCGAAGGCGGGCUACAAUGUGAAACAGCUUUUCCGACGAGUAGCCGCUGCACUGCCCGGUAUGGACUCAACCGAGAACAAGCCACCAGAAGACACCGUCGACCUGCAGACCCAGCCUUCGAAUUCCGGUGACCAGCAAGACUCCGAAGGAGGUUGCAUGUGUUAAAACUUGGCCCGCUGGCGGUUGUGCUUGGAACUGAAUGGUAGCAGCAACGGCAUCAGCGAAUCGGCAGCAUAUGUGUGUAUCCUAACUACAAAGGCACGGAAAGCGAGCAGCAGGAAAAAUUGAUGUGUUUGCUUUAUAUUUUGCCGGAAGUUUUUCUUUUUUUAAUAUUACAAUUUAUAUGAGGUGGUAACAUGAUGAACAUUCUAACGAAUUGAUGAUGGGAAUGACAGAGUUUAAAAAUCAAAAAAAAAUAUGAUCGAGAAACGGGGACGCGUCAGAGUUCAAUUAGCGAAGGCAAAAGGAAGAACGAAUUAUUACAAGAUAACAGAAACUAGGAUUUAAAAUUUAGCUAUGCAGUAACCAAAGCGAAACUAAAAACUCAAGAAAACCAACUGAAGCACAAGUAAGAAUCAUGUUUUUAAGAAAACGGUAAUCGAUAGUCUACAAAUAAGAAAAUUCACUCUCACUCACAACCCAUUCAACACGAGCAAACAUUAAACCCAAAUGCAGGACCUUGAACCGAAGACAAACCAUUGCGCUAAAUACUAGUACUAGUUUAGAAAACAAAAUCAAACACAUGAUAUAAAACGCUAAUAAUUACCGAAGAGGCAACGUAACACGGCUGUCAUGGUUCCAGCUGGCCCUGUGAGGGCCGCGCAGGACUGUGUAAGCUGCUUAGGACAAAAAAUGCGAGAACGCAGUUAUAGCAAAUAACUACCCAUACAACUACAAACAAUAAUGAAUCAUUCCCACCCCCUCGAAUUACACCGUUGAUACAAUUCAGAAGAAAGCGACGAAUGCACAUUUCCCCCUUCUCAAGAAUGCGUUUCUAAGAAUGCUUCGUGCUCCUUCUAUAGCUGAAGAACGUAAAGAAAACAACAUUUGUGAUGUAAUUUUACCAACCAAGCAAUUACUAUGCAGUAGGGUUCGGCUUAUUUUUCGCAAGUUCAUGAGCUCUUCUGAAGUCAAAUCACACAGAGAAAUCUCAAAGUUUAAGCUAAAAAUAUUAACAUUUAGAAGAGAGGCAAGUGACUUAAGGUGAUUUUUUCAAGUUUGUAAAAUAUAUCUGUGAAAUUUA
Aedes aegypti (yellow fever mosquito) is the source of this 2355-nucleotide messenger RNA. RefSeq names its product ras-related protein Rab6 (gene Rab6). Gene Ontology annotation, molecular function: GTP binding; GTPase activity. The record is from RefSeq and is a predicted model, not a curated record. The coding region runs from base 645 to 1277 and encodes 210 amino acids. The transcript is spliced from 6 exons. NCBI's taxonomy places the organism in Eukaryota, Metazoa, Arthropoda, Insecta, Diptera, Culicidae.